Molecule: messenger RNA, 1440 nt
Organism: Myzus persicae (green peach aphid)
Lineage: Eukaryota; Metazoa; Arthropoda; Insecta; Hemiptera; Aphididae
Exons: 2
Coding region: 1-1440 (479 amino acids)
Molecular function (GO): nucleic acid binding
Source: RefSeq, a predicted model, not a curated record
AUGAAAAAAAAUACAAUCACUAAACGUAGACGGAUGGAAUCAGCUGAGGGCGAACUUAUCGAAAUUGAACGAUUUAAAAGCUGUUCGAGAACGUUUAUUGUUAAGAAUAAGGAAGAAAUAAUAGACUACCAUGUAUUUUUUAGUUAUGUUUCUGAAAUGUUAAAUUCUAGGUUAACACAAUCAAACCACCAGUCAACAAUAAAAUUUAAUUUACAUGUUGAUAGCACAUAUGAACAACUAUUAACGGGUGAAGUACAGGAUAUGUCGUUUAAAACUUCAAACGUAUUAGCAUGUAAAUCAUCUGAUUUUAAUAGUUUAUUAAACAAAAUGUUUGACAAACUAUUAUCUGAGGAAGCACAGUUUAUAUCAAAAAAAUCAGGCUGGUCACUUAAAUCUAUAGAUUGUAUACAAUUACGAAUCAAUAAACUAACUAGUCCAUCAUUUGUACCAAUCUUUUUUCAUAAUCUGACAUAUGACAGUCACUUCAUAAUUCGAGAACUUGGGUGUAACGAUAAAGAUAUUCAUGUUAUACCUAAUUCAUCUGAAAAAUAUAUAUCAUUUAGUAAAGAAAUCGCACCAAAAUUUAGUAUAAAGUUUGUUGAUACAUACCGUUUUAUAGCUGAAAAAUUAAGUAAACUAGGAAAAAAUUUAUCCGAAGAUAAGUUGAAGUUUAGAGAAACUAUUAAAGUAUUUUCUAUUAAAGUAUUAGAUCUAGUUACUCGAAAAGGAGCCUUCCCGUAUGAGUAUGUCGAUAGUUGGAAUAAACUAGAUGAUUCUUUUUUACCUUCAAAGCUUGAAUUUUAUAGCUCAUUAACCGAUGAAAAUAUUACUGAUGACGAUUAUAUACAUGCGAAAAAUGUAUGGAACAUGUUUAAUAUAAAGACAUUAGGUGAAUAUAGCGAUCAUUAUUUAAAAACUGAUGUUGCUAUACUAGCUGACGUGUUUGAAAAUUUCAGAGACUUAUGUUUAUCUACUCUUGAAUUAGAUCCUGCUCAUUAUAUGACUGCUCCAGGAUUUGCGUAUGAUUGUAUGCUUAAAUAUACUAAGAUCAAAUUAGAAAGGUUAAAAUGUCCUAAUAUGCUUUUGUUUAUCGAGAAUUCAAUUCGUGGUGGGAUAAAUCAAUCAACUAAAAGAUUUGCUAAAGCAAACAUACCAAAUAUUGAUGGAUUGAAUUAUAAUUCAAAGGAACCGAUUACAUGGAUAACAUAUCUUGAUUGUGUAAAUGUAUAUGGAAAGUCUAUGUUGACGGAAUUACCUUUUAAAGAUUUUGAAUGGGUUGAUGACUUAAACAUAGACGUAACUAAAAUUGUUGAUAAUUCUGAAGUUGGAUAUAUAUUAGAAGUCGAUAUCGACUAUCCAAAACAUUUACAUAAGACUCAUAAUGAUUUCCCGUUUUUACCGUUAAACGAAUGUCCACCAAAUUCCAAAGUUAAGAAAUAG